AUGAGUGUGGAACCGCUUCUUACAACUAACAGGAACCCAGAAAACUACACAGAUGGGGGCGCAGAAGUUUCUGAGGUUAGAUCUGAGGAACUAGAUAGUGAAGGGGAGGAAGGAACAGCUGGUGAGCCGCCAUAUUUGUUGAGUAGAAAGUCUUCUUCAUUAUUUUGUUUGGAAGGAUCGCCACUACCUCCUCCCAACGGUGACGAUAUCUUGAAAUUUACGAGCGAUGAAUACCAUUUCAAUAUGAUUAGAAACCUACAUCUUGCCGACUGCGUUACUCUUAUGAACGGAUUUUCCGGAUAUUAUGCCAUAAUUAGUUGUUUACGAUUUACAUUAACUGGAAAAGAUCGAUACGUUCAGAGAGCCCAUUUAUUUAUCUUCCUCGGAAUGUGCUUUGACGUGCUUGAUGGUAAAGUUGCCAGACUAAGAAACAGAGCCUCGCUAAUGGGCCAGGAAUUAGAUUCACUAGCAGAUCUGGUCUCAUUUGGAAUUGCUCCCGCCUCUGUUGCCUUUGCUAUUGGUUUCCAAACAACGCUCGAUGUAUUUUUCUUGUCGUUCUUUGUCCUUUGCGGACUCACAAGACUCGCAAGGUUUAACGUCACGGUGAAUCAGAUUCCCAAAGAUAUUACAGGAAAAUCACGGUACUUUGAAGGGUUACCAAUUCCAACAAGCUUAUUCUUGGUUGCUGGGAUGGCAACUUUGGUUUAUUUCGAACGUAUCUCCACGGCUCUGCCGCUUGGGAUUAUAAGAGAAGGGAAGUACUUUGAGUUUCACCCUCUGGUUUUCGUUUUCUUUUUGCAUGGUUGUGCUUUCAUCUCAAAAAGUUUGAAGGUCCCCAAAUUAUGA
Molecule: messenger RNA, 846 nt
Organism: Huiozyma naganishii CBS 8797
Lineage: Eukaryota; Fungi; Ascomycota; Saccharomycetes; Saccharomycetales; Saccharomycetaceae
Exons: 1
Coding region: 1-846 (281 amino acids)
Biological process (GO): phospholipid biosynthetic process
Cellular component (GO): membrane
Molecular function (GO): phosphotransferase activity, for other substituted phosphate groups
Source: RefSeq, a predicted model, not a curated record